CCUAUGGUCACAAUCUAGACUUGCUCAAUCUGGGAUUAGUUUUCCGGAUAUGUCCCUCGUACCUACUACAUACACAGUACUCCUGGUCUCGAAAUCGGUAUGUUUUCAUCUCCUCGCACCUAAUGGAUAGGAGCUGGUUCACUCUUCCCUAUGUGUGAGAUAACAUGACUCCCUUGGAGCUGUGUAUCAAUGGCGAGAGACGCGGUAUUAGGUUUUAUGAUAUAUACUAUCGUCUGUCUUCAGCAUGUGUCUUUCAGUCAGGUUUGUGAUACACAGACAUUGGAACUACAAGUGAAGAAGGAACACAGAGAACUUGAAUUCCCAGGAUACCAGAAUGCGUCUAUAUACGCUGACCACUGCCAGUGGCGACUGACCACGGAGGAUCAGGACUAUACUAUAGAGGUGACAAUGCAGUCAGUUUUCAUCAGCAAUAAACGCAACUGCUCCAUGUCAAGUCUCAGUCUAUAUGACGGAUACGGUCCCACAGAUUACCUUCUUCGACAGGAGUGCAGCAACAGGACAGAAAGGAUGGUUGUCAAUAGUUCAAACGAGUACGUGUACAUCGUCUGGUUGCUGCCAGCAGGAUUGACGUCAUCCAACACAUUUACACUGACAUACGCCGCUCUGGAGAACGAGGGUAAGACGCACACAUUUACGAAAACAAGUCUAGCUGGUGUGAUCGCCGGAGUUAUCCUGUUCGUGGUCUUCACAUUAUCAAUCGUCGGGGCUAUCAUAUGUUGUUUUAGAAACAGAUCACAGAUGCAGAGAAGAAAUCUACGACUGCACGAUAGUUACAUAAAUGAUAGUUAAAAGACAUAAUAUCGUAUGUAUUAUUUCCCCUUAAUUACUUGGUAUUAUUAAUAUUUCAAUUUUGCGUUCUUAACAAUUAGACCAUAACUUACGUUUUUCAUUGUAUAAACAUGUUUGCUAAAAUAAAAGUAUAUUGAUGUCCGUUAAAGCCAAUAUUUUUCGGCAUAGCCGUAUAAUAUUCUUUUUGCCCCGGAUAUGACGCGACAGGCGGCGUUACUGGUCAAGAUGAAAUAUGUGAUUGGUCAAUAUGCAGUAAAAUCCGUAACAAAGUUAAGAUUGAAUGCAACUGAAUAAGUGGAUGUAUCUUUUCAAAUAACACAUUGAUAAAAUUAUAUUAUUGAUUCAAAUGCUGUCUUAUUAUCACCAAAAAUGAUUCAAACGAAUAUAAUUUUGUUAUCUGUGCUGAAAUGUAUUAGUUCGUUGAUUUAUUUCACCAGCAGUUUUACAUUAUUUUAACCACCAAAAUUAAAACUAUGCCGUUUAUAUUCUUUAAAGAUAUUUCUUGUUGUGUUUUAUCCUCGUUUUAUGGAUUUAGAGUUAGAAUUCCGUGGACUUGGAUACAUCAACAUUCUUUGUUGAUUAUGUAUAUUAUGCAUUUUGGUAGAUACUCUUGGUUUCCUGUGCUGUAUCUUCAACAAAGAAAGGCUGCAAUCUAUGCGCUUACUCACAAAAUAUCAUUCCCCUGUAACAAUACAUUCUCUGUCUCAUGGAGGUUCGAUUAAUUGUCUGGUGAUUAUUGAAGCAUUGAACAAGAUAAUCAAUUGAUCUAUUGGUGUGUGGAUCGAUAUGCGCUGAGAAUUAAUCUUAAACAGGUUUACGUCGAGUUUAUCAUCAAUCCUGAACUCACUUAUAUUCAUGAAGUGUAAAGGUAAAGUUAAAUUUCGAUUUGAAAUAGUUUUUCAUCACUGGAUAAAUGACUUUUAGGUUAA
Messenger RNA from Pecten maximus, 1739 nucleotides. RefSeq lists its product as uncharacterized. The record is from RefSeq and is a predicted model, not a curated record. NCBI's taxonomy places the organism in Eukaryota, Metazoa, Mollusca, Bivalvia, Pectinida, Pectinidae. The transcript has 6 exons. The coding region runs from base 190 to 810 and encodes 206 amino acids.